Paramecium sonneborni is the source of this 352-nucleotide messenger RNA. The record is from the annotation of a GenBank genome assembly. Lineage: Eukaryota; Ciliophora; Oligohymenophorea; Peniculida; Parameciidae.
ACUAAUCAUAGCUACAAUGAAUGUUCAAAUCAAUUUGAAUCAAUACUAAUUGAUAUUGUAAAAGGAAAAAGCUAAAAAUACCUAUCAAUUACAGAAAAAGGAAUUAUUUAACGGACCAAUAAACCUCUAUGAAUAAAGAUUCAACUCAGUCAAUUUCUCGAAUUAGAAAAUUAAUGAAGUCAUUGGAUGGAUGCUCAUAAUAACUGUAUUAUUAUUGAUGCUUGUCAUGAUAAAUUCUCUCAUUCAAGAUUCAAUUGUUGGUUUUACUGUUCCAUUACUUUCAGUCGUAGGAUUCUUGAUAUUUUAUUUAAAUUGGAUAUCUAUGAAGUUUUUCAUCAACUCAUGAUUUUGA